Molecule: messenger RNA, 4044 nt
Organism: Amblyraja radiata (thorny skate)
Lineage: Eukaryota; Metazoa; Chordata; Chondrichthyes; Rajiformes; Rajidae
Product: ras GTPase-activating protein nGAP-like
Exons: 18
Coding region: 117-3596 (1159 amino acids)
Biological process (GO): regulation of GTPase activity
Source: RefSeq, a predicted model, not a curated record
CAGGCAUCGGCUAAGAAAUCAAGCACUCUCAACGCGGCAGUGGUUUCAGUUGUCGAGUGUCAAGGGUCCUCUGAGCAGAAGAUACCUAGACCUCCCUCCUUGCCCAGUGCCUGGUGAUGGAAGAUGAGGAGGCUUCACCUGUCCCUGCUACGGACCAGACCGACAAGCAGCCAGCAGAGAGCCAGUCUAAAGCCAGGCUAAAGGCCUACAAGUGGUUUACAGGCACCAAACAGAAUGCCAAGAGGUGCAAGGAGGAGGAGGAGGACGAUGGAGGGGAGGAGAGGGCAGAUGAAGGGGACUUGAAGGAGGAUGCUCAAGGUGCAGAGGCUCCCGUGCAGGAGGGUCAGGAGGAGAUGGCCUCUGACCCCGAGGGUACGAGGAGUUCCCAGCAGGAACAACCAUCCAAGGAUGAAGCCCAAGGCAAGAAGGACCAGCUCUCCAAGAAGACCGAGCCGGCCAAGUCGGUGAGAGGUCCGGGGCGGAACCUGCGGAAGGUGAAGUCGGACUCGGCCGAAAGGAUCCGGAGUUUCCUGACCUCGGUCUCCAAUCGCCUGUCCAGGAAACGUUCUCUCCAGGAACCCAUGCAGGUGCCGUCUCACCAAGAUGAAGUUGAGGCAGGGGUGGAGGGCUCCAGCCAAUCUCCUCCCAUUUCGUUGGUGCCUUCUGCUAGAGUGCCAGUCUGGGACGUCAACAACUGCACGCUGGUCGAUGGUCAACUCCUGCUGAUGUCUCGGGACGAUGAGAACUACAGGUCUCGGCUCCGGACCGGCAGCUCAAUGUCGGAGGUCAGCUUCACCCCCUCACACCCCUGGGAUCCACCGUCUGGGAAGAGGAGUCCCCCAGCAGUGCGGAAACCCGAACGGAUCGGAGCUUCCAGCGAGGGCCCAGUAAACAACGUGAAGAAUCUGAUCAGGAAAAGAUGGAGGAAGAAAAGUCGGAGCCAGGCCGAAGCACCCGAGUCUCCGCACGGCAAGAGCACCAGAAGGCAGAGCAUCCAGAAGCUGGGGGAGGCUGUGUCCUACGAGUCUUUAUCGGGGCCUUUGAACCCCAUCGAGACACUCAACCUGUCGAAUGAGACGAACGUCAUCAUCAGGAAACUCCACAGUAGCAUCCUUGGUGAGAAGUACUGCUUCGAGGUCAUUAACUCAAGGGGGAGUCGUUGCUUUGGCUGCUCAUCCGCAGAAGAGAGAGACAAAUGGAUGGAGAAUCUGCUUCGAACUGUCCAGCCCAACAAGGACAACCGCGAGAGAGUGGAGAACAUGCUGAGCUUGUGGGUGAAUGAAGUGAAGGACCUGACUCCCAGGAAGAAGUACUUCUGCGAGCUGCAUCUUGACGGCUGCCUCUACGCCCGCACCACCAGCAAGCUCAACGCCGACGAGCUCUUCUGGGGCGAGCACUUUGAGUUCAACAACCUGCCCCCCGUCCGGGAGGUCACCCUCCACCUCUUCAGGGACGAGGACAAGAAGAGGAAGGAGAUGAACGCCUUGGGCUCCGUCACCCUCCCUCUGGCGGAGGUGACGGGACGUCAGCACACGGAGAGGUGGCACAGCAUCAGCGUGCAGGCCGUCAACAAGGGCAAGGUGGUCCUCCCCACCAUCAGGCUCAGCCUGCGCUACCAGAACAUCAAGGUCCUUCCCAUGAUACACUACAAGGAGUUUGCCGAGUAUCUCAUCUGCAAACACACCACCCUGUGCACCGUGCUGGAGCCAGCCCUGAAGGUGAAGGAGAAGGAGGAGGUGGCCUCGGCUCUCGUUCAUGCCCUCCAAGGUGUCGGCAAAGCCAAGGACUUCCUCAUCGAGUCGGGGAUUGCGGAGGUCCAUCGGUGCGAGGAGAAUCACUCCGUGCUCUUCAGAGAAAACACCUUGACCACCAAGGCCAUUGAUGAAUUCAUGAAGCUGGUGGGGCAGAAGUACCUGGUGGAAACUCUUGGAGACUUUGUAACACGACUCUACAAUCCUGAGGAGAAUUACGAAGUGGAUCCGAACAAGUGCUCGGCUAAUGAUGUUUUGGAAAACCAGUCGAAUAUGAGAGAGAGCUGUGAAGAAGCAUUUCACCAAAUCAUAGACUCCCAGUGUGCCUUUCCCGACGAGCUGAGGCAGAUAUUUGCGGCCUGGCUGCGAGAGUGUAUCAACCGAGGGAAGCCGGACAUCGGACAACGCAUGAUAUGCGCCUCGCUCUUCCUGCGAUUCCUCUGCCCGGCCAUCAUGUCCCCCAGCCUCUUCAACCUGACCCAGGAGUACCCCAAUGACAGCACCGCCCGGACCCUCACCCUCAUCGCCAAGGCCAUUCAGAACCUGGCCAACUUCACCACGUUUGAAGACAAGGAAGGCUACAUGACCUUCAUGGAUGACUUCCUGAGGUCAAACUGGGAAAACAUGAGGAUGUUCCUGACGAACAUCUCCAAUUCAGAGCCAAGCAUGAAUGCCUCGGAGUUUGAAGGUUGCAUCGACCUAGGCCUGGAACUUUCCAUCCUGCAUUCCCUUCUCUGUGACAUUGUCCCACGCCUGGACCAGACCGAACUCCACAAGCUGCAGCCUCUCCCUGCUAUCCUGAAUGGCAUCACUCACUCCAUGGGGGACACAGGUGCACCUCUGAUACAUCACCAGGAGCUCAGCCCGUACUGCCGGGUGGACAAGCCGACCUACGUGGCGCCCAAGGACGUGAACCAGGUCAGCGCGUCGAUGCUGAGCCUGCAGAGGUCCACGGUGGAGGAACAUCAGCACGUGAGCAGGUUGACAAAAAGCAGCGCGGCUACGGUUAAACGCACCCAGAGCGCGCCGGCACGGAAGAGACCCUGCGUGUCGCACCAGUCGCCUGGCUGUCAGCCCAGUCCAGACCUGGGGGAGCACGCCGACCAAGACACCAUCACCAGCCUGCCAGACCGGCAAUACAGCACCCUGACCAAGAUGCCCUACUCUGGCACCCACUCGCUGAGGUCACCGCGCUCCCGAUUGCACGCCAGCCCACAGCCGAAAAUGCAGACCCAUCAUCCCCGCCUAAUGCCGGUCGAUUCAUUCAGAAAGUCCCAAGUCCCGUGGGAGCGUAACUCUGGAAUCGAGAAAUGGUCCUCGCAAAUGGAGUCUGAGAGUCAAGGCAGCAAACCCUUUGAGAAGUACGAGCAAGACAUCGCCAGUUUGCAGACAACCGUGGGGACAAUCGCCCAGGACCUGAAGGAGCUCGGAAACCGCAUUAGCAAACACCUCGAGCAAACGCUUCAAGAAAGUGAGGAGAAGCAGAGAAAGGAACUGAAGGAAAAGGACCAAUUGAUCUCAAAUCUCACCAGCAGGCUUGACGCAAUAGAAGAGGAAAGAAAAAAGGACAUUGAUAAGUUAGAAAUCACUGCCGAGAAUAAGAUAGCGUGUUUGGAAAGUCGCCUCCUAUCGAUGGAACAGCGGCAUGCAGAGCUUCUGAAGGCCGUGGGCGGGAUGAGGGCCAACCAACAGCCAGCAACCUCCAGCCAGGGUGCUCGUACAGAUACCACAUCCCAGGCUCCGACCGGCCCUGGUCUACCACCUCCACCCGGACCCAAGACACAACCGGAUACCACCGACAAUCAGAUCGUGGAGAAUGGCCAAGUCGAGAACGGCCCUGUAUAAAGACUUUCCUCAACCCCAAAACUCUGUUUGUUCUCCUGUGUACAAGACGACGUGUGAAAUAUCAAAGCAAAAAAUUCCUGCUCAUUCAUAAUUCUCCCAUAUCUGUGCACUCUUUAAAAGUUUGCAUUGCGUAUGAGGGCCGGACCUUGGAUAAAGCCUUCCCUAUAUUAUUGAGUAGGUUGACAAGCUUCCUUGGUGUCAGAGUGUGUGGCAGAGAGAUGCACCAAUCUCUGGUACUACUUAGGAAUGAGGUUCAAGUUUAGGGUUAACCAUACAGGAAGUCCCAUAACGUACACACCACAGGAACAGGUCUCACAACUGGACGUUUGUACUCUGGUUGAAUGUCCUCCGUCCCCACAUCAAAUCCAUUGUUUAAUUUAGUUUAGUUUAUAGACACAGCGUGGAAACAGGCCCUUCGGCCCACCGCGUCCGUGCCAACCAGCGAUCC